AGGCACUCACAGUGGCUUUGGAUGUUACUGUUGACAAGGGUACCAUGAGGGCACUGGACAUUAUCUGCAAAGACCCCACGAUCUAGAUAUACCUUUGGGAUACAGAAAACUGAUCUAAUCUUCGAGGUAGUCUAGUCCCACAGACCUUUAGUCACUUUCACUAUGGCUCUGUGUUUACCUACAAAGCUGUGGAGAUGGAGGCUGGGUUUGUGUUGUUCUUGGUUUUGAAGAUGAUGUUGAACUUCCUGCCAAUGGAAGAGUGUUCGCUGCCACUAAUCCUGGCCCAUUUCCAACACUGAGGGCCCCACCCCCACCCCACCCUGCUGUGAUGAUUGCUACCCAGUCACCUGCAAGACAGCCCUCAUGCUCUUCAGCAUGUUAGUCGCAAAGCCAUACUUCAUGACCAUGGUCAUCCUGCUGAUCCUGGCUGACAAGACUACAGGUGGCCUGUUCGGAUUUGGCAGUAGCAAGAGGCGAGUGCCCUGGAUUCCAUGUGAGCUUUACGGGGGCAUAUGCAGAAAUUCCUGCCAGAAAUAUGAGAUCCAAUAUUUAACCUGCCCAAAGAACAGAAAGUGCUGCCUCAAAUUCCCUGAGGGAAUGACCAGUUUCUGACUCUGUGAAGGAGUCUAACUUGCCCACCACAAAUGCUUCAAGCUACUCUCAAGUUCCAACGUCGCCAACAUUGUGCCUUCUUGUAGUAAUUUUUCCCGUGUUCUGGAAUGCUCUCCCCAUAAAAAUGCACUCCUUCUGA
Messenger RNA from Peromyscus eremicus (cactus mouse), 751 nucleotides. RefSeq names its product defensin beta 116 (gene Defb116). Gene Ontology annotation, biological process: innate immune response. The record is from RefSeq and is a predicted model, not a curated record. Gene Ontology annotation, cellular component: extracellular region. The transcript has 3 exons. NCBI's taxonomy places the organism in Eukaryota, Metazoa, Chordata, Mammalia, Rodentia, Cricetidae. Bases 364 to 612 code for a protein of 82 amino acids.